AUGGCAUCGGUUCUAGACACAGUUACGCAAAGAUUGUCGAGUGUCAGGCUCGAAGAUAAACCAGUCAUAAUCUUCGUGAACAACGCGACUGCGAUAGCACAACUUGUCGACUUUCUUGAUGGACCUCCAGCAGUUCCGCCUUCCAUUUUUAUCGACCUUGAAGGGGUCAACCUUUCUCGCCAUGGAACCAUCUCAAGCAUGCAGGUCUAUUACCUCCCAACCAAUCAACCAUUCCUCACAUCCAGUGAAAGUCUACACGGAUCACAAAGGCAUUGCGGACUCGAUGGCGAACAGAGGGCAUCUCCACGGCAAGAUCAGCCGCUGGAUCAAAUCCUCGGGGAAUACGACAUUGAGUAUAGACACCGUUCGUGCACGGACAAAGUGAUGCGCCUGGCAGAUGAAAUGCCGCGCUUGCCAGAGGCGCAGAAGGAAGACGCCAAGCCAGUCGAACUCAGACUGGGAUCGAACGAGUUCUAG
Molecule: messenger RNA, 477 nt
Organism: Fusarium mangiferae
Lineage: Eukaryota; Fungi; Ascomycota; Sordariomycetes; Hypocreales; Nectriaceae
Exons: 1
Coding region: 1-477 (158 amino acids)
Source: RefSeq, a predicted model, not a curated record